Messenger RNA from Polypterus senegalus (gray bichir), 1639 nucleotides. Its product is annotated as ribonucleoside-diphosphate reductase subunit M2. Bases 235 to 1398 code for a protein of 387 amino acids. Lineage: Eukaryota; Metazoa; Chordata; Cladistia; Polypteriformes; Polypteridae. Gene Ontology annotation, biological process: deoxyribonucleotide biosynthetic process. Gene Ontology annotation, cellular component: cytosol. Gene Ontology annotation, molecular function: ribonucleoside-diphosphate reductase activity, thioredoxin disulfide as acceptor. The record is from RefSeq and is a predicted model, not a curated record. The transcript is spliced from 10 exons.
GAUAUUUGUGAAUCCUGAGUGUGAUUGGUCGGAGAAAUCCGGCGCCAAGAGUUUGAGUUAUAAAUAAGCGCUCACCAGAGCGUCUUUAUUUCAGUUGCCGGUUUUGCUGACAGUAGGCUACACUGCCAGGACUUCAGUGUCAUAAAUACUUUACUCCCGCUUUUUUUUUUCCUCCGUUUAUAUUUUUUCUGCGUAGCAGUUCUGUUCAGCAUCUUUAAUUCACGUAGUCAAAAAAUGCUCUCUGCUCGCUCACCUCUUUCUACAAAGAACGGCAACCUGUCUUCCAAACUUGAGAAAAUCGCACUCGUCGAUAAAGAAAACACGCCCCCCAGUUUAAACAGUUCACGAAUUCUAGCAUCGAAAACUGCAAGAAAGAUCUUCGAAGAAGCAGAGAGCACGGUGAAAUCUAGAAAUCUGAAAAGCUCUGUUCAAGAGGAGCCCUUGCUGAAAGACAAUCCUCGACGAUUUGUUAUUUUUCCCAUUCAAUAUCAUGAUAUUUGGCAGAUGUACAAGAAAGCAGAAGCUUCUUUCUGGACUGCAGAGGAGGUGGAUCUUUCAAAAGAUGUUGCACACUGGGAAUCCUUGAAACCGGAUGAAAGAUAUUUCAUUUCUCAUGUCUUGGCGUUCUUUGCUGCUAGUGAUGGUAUCGUUAAUGAGAAUUUGGUGGAGCGCUUCAGCCAGGAGGUGCAAGUGACUGAAGCUCGUUGUUUUUAUGGCUUUCAAAUUGCUAUGGAAAACAUCCAUUCUGAAAUGUACAGUCUGUUAAUUGAUACCUACAUUAAAGACCCUGUUGAACGGGAUUACCUUUUUAAUGCUAUUGAAACAUUGCCCUGUGUGAAAAAGAAGGCCGACUGGGCACUGAAUUGGAUAGGAAACCGUGAUGCACAGUAUGGUGAACGUGUUGUGGCUUUUGCUGCUGUUGAAGGAAUCUUUUUUUCUGGCUCAUUUGCUUCUAUUUUCUGGCUGAAGAAGAGAGGUCUGAUGCCUGGACUGACUUUUUCAAACGAACUUAUUAGCAGAGAUGAGGGCCUCCAUUGUGAUUUUGCAUGUUUAAUGUUUAAACAUCUGGUAAACAAACCCUCUGAACAAAGAGUAAAGGACAUCAUCAUGAAUGCUGUACAGAUUGAACAGGAAUUCUUAACGGAAGCUUUGCCUGUGAAUCUUAUUGGAAUGAACUGCACUUUAAUGAAGAGGUACAUUGAAUUUGUGGCUGAUAGAUUGAUGCUGGAGCUGGGUUACAGCAAGAUAUAUAAUGCUGAAAAUCCUUUUGAUUUUAUGGAAAACAUCUCAUUGGAAGGAAAAACUAACUUCUUUGAGAAGAGAGUUGGAGAAUAUCAAAGGAUGGGUGUGAUGUCCAAACCAACUGAAAAUACUUUUACUUUAGAUGCCGAUUUCUAAAAAUGGUUUUUCAACACUUCAAGUGCUGUGACAUGUUUUUGCUAUGAACUUUGUUACAACAUACUUUACACACUUAAGUGUAAACAAGUCAAAAGAUUUCGGAGUAUCUGCCCAUGUUUACGUUUGCACAGGCUUUCCCGGUGUGUCACUACAGAUUGUUUCUGUAACAUUUUUAUGUGUACAGUGUUUAUUUAUAGAUUUUAUCUGCACUUUGAGAAUUUCAUUAAAAUUUUUUAAGCUA